Messenger RNA from Branchiostoma belcheri (Belcher's lancelet), 645 nucleotides. RefSeq lists its product as uncharacterized. The annotation marks the transcript as partial. Lineage: Eukaryota; Metazoa; Chordata; Leptocardii; Amphioxiformes; Branchiostomatidae. The record is from RefSeq and is a predicted model, not a curated record. The transcript has a single exon.
GAUCCCCAAACCCAAGUUGACAGCAAGCGAGCUGUUCUACCGAUAGACUCCCUCCUACACGGGGCGGCAGGGAUGGACCAGCUCGGCGGUAAGCGCGCAGGGCGGCCCAUCGACAACAUCAUGCACGGCUUCCGCCUCCCCAUGGCCAGAAGGCGGGAUGAAACCGAUCACGAAGAAAAGAAAGAAGAAGAUGCAGGCAGCAGAAGAGAGCGAGCAGCUCCGAUAGAUGCUCUGUACGGAGGGCUGCUGCCCGUAUCCUUGGGGACGAAACGAGCGGCGCCGAUCGACUCGAUCUACGGCGGGCUGGGCUUGCCCAUCAGCGGGAAGCGUGCGCCGCAUCCAAACGACUCCAUCGACAAGGAUCCGCCCGUGAUGGCAGAACGAUCGGCAGCACCCAUCGAUGCAAUCAUCAGCGGGGGGCGUGGCCUGCCGAUGUCGUACAAACGCGCGGUGGCUCCGAUCGACUCCCUCAUUGGUGGACACGGGCUGUCAAUCACGGGCAAACGGCGUGCCAUGGCGCUGCCCAUCGACAACAUCAUCGGCGGGUACGGCCUGCCCAUCUCCGUCCGCGUGGGCAACAAAGACCGGCAGCGCGGGGCGGAGUCCGAAAAUGACGAGGCGACCUGGCUACAGUCUAUCUGGUAG